UUCACGACCCAGCAAACGAAUACUAUUACAGGCAAACAUAUCCUUCUUGCUUGUACACUUCUCAUUUCCAGACCACUGGUCAUAUUAUAUACAUAUCCCCAAGACAUACCGACCCGUGUCGCACACUUUCAACUUUCACCAUGGUGCGACUGCUCUCCGGUCUCGCAUACCUUGCUCUCGCCACAAACACCAUCUCAGCCGCUUCAUUACCAGACAGCAAUGACGCGCUCUCAGCCAACAUCUUGCCCAACCACGCGCCCCGCGCUGCUGAAGUCGUAGCUCCCGAGCACACGCUCGAGCGUCGCAAAGGCGGAGGCGGUCGUGGCGGCGGUAGCAGCGGUGGCGGCUCAUCAUCAGGAGGUGGCCGUUCAGGCGGAGGUAGCAGCUCAUCAGGACGCACAUCCGGCAGCUCGAUGGCCGGCGGCCGCACAAGCACCGGCUCAGGACCCAAGCCCGCAUACGGUCGCGGCGCAUACUACGGCGGCGGAGCAGCAGUUCCGUACUCAGCUGGUUCGCGCACACCCAAGGGUCUGAUCGCCGCGCCCCUACUCGUUGGCGGUGCAGCGCUGGCCAUCAUGCCCGGUCUAUGGCUAUACAGCGUGUACCCGUAUCACUACAACAACCCAUACCGCUUCUACAACCGCACGGCCAACCGCACGAACAACAACGAUAACGACAACGAUCGCCGCAGUCUGGUCUACCUGGUGACAAGGCAGGAGCAGGGCGCCAACGAGACGCUGCCCGUUGUGUGCUUGUGUCAGGAAUUUAGCCCGUGUGGAUGCGACGAGAACGAUGACCCGGCGUAUAUCAGCGACCUUGUCGGAAACGGAAGCUAUGCCGCGCUGAAUAAGAGCUUGAUCACCGUCUCAGAUGUUAACAACACCCGCUCGCUCGUCCUCAACGGCACACUGCCCAACGGCACUACGGCAGCAGGAGGAGAAGACGACUCAGCAGCUGCACACUCGAUGGCCAAGUACACUGGCUACUGGGCCAUGGGCCUUGUAGUCUUGUAUGGUGUCAUGUUGUAAAGCGUUGCUUUUCGACAAUACCUUUUUUCCCCUCUUAGUUCACGACUUCACGCUUUCUGAGAUUGUAUUACUAUGAUAUGCAUGUAAUACACGACUGGCGUUUGUUUCCCCGAUGGAGGUUAAGGGGCAGCUUGAGAUGGACAUACUGAUACCCCCCUCGCUGCUUGAUGUUUAGCAUUUUGCAAUAGACUUUUCUGACAGAAUGAAUGGUUUUGACAA
Molecule: messenger RNA, 1247 nt
Organism: Parastagonospora nodorum SN15
Lineage: Eukaryota; Fungi; Ascomycota; Dothideomycetes; Pleosporales; Phaeosphaeriaceae
Exons: 1
Coding region: 141-1028 (295 amino acids)
Source: RefSeq, a predicted model, not a curated record